GAGCGCGUGCUCUCAUGGCGCCUGCGGGAGGCGCAGCGGGAGCUGCACAGCACCCAGGAGGAGCUGCAGCGCACCAGGGCCCACGUGGCGCAGCUGCAGCGGUUCCAGGACCCCCGGUGGCAGCAGCAGGCGGACCAGGCGGCGCACCGGGCGCAGCGCCUGGAGAAUCUGCAGGAGGACCUCAAGGCGGAUUUGCAGAAGAUGGCCGUCCUGGGCCUUACGCAGCGGGAGGCGGAGCUCAAGCACUGCGCCGCGGAGCUCUGGUCCAAGUGGGCCUUGACUGGUCCCAUGCCGCGACGCUCCACCAAAGACACGCGCAGGGAGAAGGAGCCCGGCCGGAUCCGAGCGCGGAAGAGGUGGCAGCACGUGGCCCAGUUCGUGCGCUAUGCCUUCGGCCCUGGAGCCGCACACUCGGUGCCGGCUCAGCGGUACCUGGCCUUCCGGGUCAAGGAGCUCUGUGAGGUGUUCCUAGAGCAAGUGAACGGCAGCGUCUACGAGGCGGUGAUGCUUUGCGCGCGGAAGGCGGAGAUCGAGAGGAGCGUGAAGGACAAGCUCCAGAAGAAGCGCAAGGGGGAGAAGUGCUUGGCCUUCGAGGACCUGGAGACGGAGAUGCUCUGCACCUACGGGGACGCCUUCGAAGAUGCGGGCGGCGUGGAGGAGGUGAACGCGCAGCUGCCGGAAGUGGGCGAGCUACUGCGGGCCUACCGCGGCGGCCGAGUGCGACAGGACGCGGGCUACGAGAUCCUGGGCUUGAAGCCCUUGUAUGAGCUCAACAACCGCUGGCUGGACAAGUUUGAAGCGGAGGUUGGGAAAGAAAUCUUGGAAGCAGCACCUGCUUCGCGGCAUGCUUCUUGGAAGAGUCUCUCUUGCAAAGCUUCUUGGGUAUGGUUGCCUGGCUUGACCACUUAA
Molecule: messenger RNA, 909 nt
Organism: Effrenium voratum
Lineage: Eukaryota; Dinophyceae; Suessiales; Symbiodiniaceae
Source: the annotation of a GenBank genome assembly